Triticum aestivum (bread wheat) is the source of this 558-nucleotide messenger RNA. Its product is annotated as non-classical arabinogalactan protein 30. Lineage: Eukaryota; Viridiplantae; Streptophyta; Magnoliopsida; Poales; Poaceae. The record is from RefSeq and is a predicted model, not a curated record. Bases 1 to 507 code for a protein of 168 amino acids. Gene Ontology annotation, cellular component: cell periphery. The transcript is spliced from 2 exons.
AUGGCUUUGCUGGCAAGAUGCCUUCUGCUCUGCCUCGCCCUCGUGGUCCUCUCCAUGGGCAGCCUCCCUAGCAAAAGCUCGGCGAUGGGCCUGCCGCGGCCGCCGCCGAACGUGAACUUCACCAUCGGCGUCGAGGGCGCCGUCUGGUGCAAGGGGUGCCGCUACGCCCGCUACGUCAAGUCCAAGAAUGCGUCCCCGAUCCCGAAUGCCCCAGCGCUGCUGCGGUGCAAGCGCGGGCAGUGGGCGCUGUCGAUGUGGGGCGCCACGGACGCGCGCGGCUACUUCCAGAUCCAGACGGCGCAGCAGUCGGCGCCCUUCACCAGCAAGGACUGCAAGGUGUACGUGCUGGGGUCACCGGUGCGCGCGUGCGGCGUGCCCGUCAAGCCCCGCGGGAACAAGGGGUCGCCGCUCAAGUUCCGCAAGUUCGUGACGCUGCACGACGGGAUGCAGGCGCUCUACACGGCCGGCGACUUCAUCUUCGGACCCAAGAAGCCCGGAAAAUGCUGAUUGGUCCAUCAAGUUUGAGUUUCACAGGUUCCGGGACACACGCGGUGUCUC